AUGUCUAUUCCGAACCUAGAUUCACAUCACCUGCAGCAAGAUCCUAAUAGCAACGCCGAUCCUCAGGUUCCGCUUCAGAACCUAUCCCUGGUUCGGACCAGAAUCGAUUCUCUACGAACAUUCCUCUCCCAAUCCAUCAACGCCAACACUCCCUUCACCAACGAUCAAAUAACCGUCGUCUCCAACCAGAUCGUCUCCGCCAUCAACCACACCAUAGUCAACGCUGCCGCACUUGUCUCUUACUAUCAAAAUAUCACCGUUCCCGCAGCCUCCGUCCGCUUCAGACCAGAACCAUCCGCCGUGGAUAACGCCAAACAACAUAUGCUCGAUUCAAAAAUUGAACCACCUGACAACAACUACCUCACCGGGGAUGACUCCGAUUCCGACUGCGAAAUCGUCGAGCUCGACGCCGUCGAACUGUUCGCGGAACAUCUCCAUUUCUGCGAGAUUUGCGGGAAAGGUUUCAAGCGCGACGCAAAUCUGCGGAUGCACAUGAGAGCGCACGGGAACAAGUUCAAGACGCCAGAAGCGUUGGCGAAGCCUUUAGACGGAAGCGCACGCCGCGGUUCGCGGUUCUCGUGUCCGUUCGAAGGAUGUAACAGAAACAAAAAGCAUGGGAAGUUCAAGGCGUUGAAAUCGGUGAUUUGUGUUAAAAAUCAUUUCAAGAGGAGUCAUUGUCCGAAGAUGUAUUCGUGUGAUCGGUGUCAUAAGAAGAAGUAUUCGGUGCUUUCGGAUUUGAAGAGCCAUAUGAGACAGUGUGGUGGAGAGCGUAGGUGGAAGUGCUCAUGUGGGACCACGUUUUCUAGGAAGGAUAAGUUGUUUGGACAUAUUGGUCUGUUUGAGGGUCACAUGCCUGCUGUUGUUUUGGAAGAUGAGGAGGAGAAAGGGAAACAAGUUGUGGUGCAGGAGAGCGAAGGGGAUUUGGAUUUGGAUAUCCAUAUGGAUGAAGACUUCUUUAAUGAUUUUGGGUCUAUUGAUAACUAUUGUUUGAGGGAAGUUUUGGGAUUUUCUGAUAGCUAA
Messenger RNA from Lathyrus sativus (Indian pea), 1020 nucleotides. The record is from the annotation of a GenBank genome assembly. NCBI's taxonomy places the organism in Eukaryota, Viridiplantae, Streptophyta, Magnoliopsida, Fabales, Fabaceae.